AUGCAACAUAAGGAUCAAAACCAAAAUAAUCAGUCUUCUUUCACACACUUUGUUCUCUUGGGAUUCUCUGAGGUUCAUGAGCUACAGAUUUUAGUCUUCUUUGUGUUUGUUGUUUACUAUUUGUUCGCCGUUGGAGUGAAUCUUCUCAUCAUCUCUGCAGUAGCUACUGACCGCCAUUUACAUAGUCCCAUGUACUUCUUUCUGAUGAACUUGGCCAUACAAGAUGUUGGACAAGUUUCAGUCAUUUUCCCCAAAACCAUGGCAAAUUCCCUCAUGGGUAAUAGACAGAUUUCGUAUUCUGGAUGUGUUGCUCAAGUUCUUUUUUAUAUUUUCUUUGUAGCGUCUGAUUUAUUUCUUCUCACAGUUAUGGCAUACGAUCGGUAUGUUGCAAUUUGCAAUCCAUUACAAUAUGAGAUGUUGAUGAACAAACAAGCUUGCCUUCAAAUGAUUUCUAUUGUCUGGAUCAGCAGCUUUGUUUAUGGAGUCUUACAUGCUGGUGGUACUUUUGCAGUCUCCUUUUGUUCCAAAUUUAUCAGUCACAUUUUCUGUGAAAUCCCACAGUUAAUGAAACUUGCCUGCUCUGACUUGUACCUUAUUGAAGUAGGCUUUCUUUUCCUAGGUGCUGUGCUUGGAGUAGGGUGUUUUAUUUUCAUCAUUGUGACAUAUGCACACAUCUUUUCUGCAGUGUUAAAAAUUCCAUCCAUGCAGGGAAGGAAGAAAGCUUUUUCAACGUGCCUUCCGCACCUCAUUGUGGUUUUCAUAUUUUUAUCUACAGGAUGCCCUGUUUAUAUCAAGCCCUCCUCUAAUUCUCCAUUAUACCUAGAUGUAGCCUUGACUAUAUUAUAUUCCAUGGUUCCCCCUUUAAUGAACCCAAUAAUCUACAGCAUGAGAAAUAAGGAAAUAAAGAAUUCUCUAUCCAAGAUUUUAGGCUUAAAAUAA
Messenger RNA from Pogona vitticeps (central bearded dragon), 939 nucleotides. The record is from RefSeq and is a predicted model, not a curated record. Lineage: Eukaryota; Metazoa; Chordata; Lepidosauria; Squamata; Agamidae.